AUGGAUCUCGUACAGAAAGAGCAUGAGAGGCUCUCAAAGAAGCUCAAGGGAGCUCAGAGUCUCAAAAAUGUGCAAUCCACUAUUGACAUGCUACAAUCAGCCCGGGAUACUAUUGCUGCUGACCCAAACCAAGCAGCCGUAACCCUGGCUAAAUUACAGAACCCUGUUAAGGCAUCUUUUGAGUCUCUCAAUGAUAAUCUGAAGGAAACUCAUAGCGGGCUGAACAAGUACACCAAGUCUCUUGACAAGCUUUUUAAGGACCGACCUCUCCCCAGUACCGAGCUCGAUGCCCUCUCCAAGCAAGAGAACUUGAUCGACCGUGCGAUUGCGAUGCACCUUCUCCGUGAAGGACAAUUUUCAGUUGCUGCAACAUUUCUAUCCGAAAUCUCAGACCAAAAAAACUUGUCCGAUUCUGACUCAAGUCGUUCAACCUCUGAGAGCGCAACCAACCUCUUAGAUGAGGUCCCCUCCGACGAGAUCCGGAGGCAAUUUUCUUCCAUGUAUUACAUCCUUCACGAGCUUAAAGAAAAGAAGAACCUCCUUCCAGCCAUUCAAUGGUCCCGAGAAAAUCGCGAAGCUCUCGAGUCUCGCGGCAGCAAUCUAGAGUUCGAGCUAUGCCGCCUGCAGUUCGUGUGGCUUUUCCAUGGCGAGUCCGAUGACCAAAGUAUUCGAAAUUUGGAAGCAGCCAUGGCCUAUGCGCGGGUGGAAUUUCACGCUUUUAUACCUCGCUAUCUCCGGGAAGUUCAGCAGCUGAUGGGAGCUAUGGCCUUCACUCAGAACCUUCGAGGAUCACCAUAUGCAAACAUAUUUAACAAUCCCUCUUCAUGGGAUGAUGUGGCACAGUUCUUCACCCGUGAAUUCUGUUCAUUACUUGGUCUCUCAGCCGACUCGCCACUUUACGUGGCUGCAACGGCGGGUGCGAUUGCGCUGCCCACACUUUUGAAGUUACAGACCAUCAUGAAAUCGAAGCACACGGAAUGGACCAGUGAAAAUGAGCUUCCAGUCGAAAUCCCUCUACCCCCGUCUUAUCUAUUUCACUCAAUCUUUGUCUGUCCCGUGUCAAAGGAGCAGGCGACCGAUGAGAAUCCACCAAUGAUGAUGCCAUGCGGGCAUGUCAUCGCCGAAGAGUCACUGCGUCGACUCAGCAAGGGUAAUCGCUUUAAGUGUCCCUACUGUCCCAAUGAAAGCCAUCCGCGGGAUGCUCGGAAGAUUUUCCUUUGA
Messenger RNA from Penicillium angulare, 1221 nucleotides. Its product is annotated as ubiquitin-protein ligase RMD5. Gene Ontology annotation, biological process: proteasome-mediated ubiquitin-dependent protein catabolic process. Gene Ontology annotation, molecular function: ubiquitin protein ligase activity; protein binding. Lineage: Eukaryota; Fungi; Ascomycota; Eurotiomycetes; Eurotiales; Aspergillaceae. The record is from RefSeq and is a predicted model, not a curated record. Gene Ontology annotation, cellular component: nucleus; GID complex; cytoplasm. The transcript has 4 exons. The coding region runs from base 1 to 1221 and encodes 406 amino acids.